Vicia faba (fava bean) is the source of this 384-nucleotide messenger RNA. NCBI's taxonomy places the organism in Eukaryota, Viridiplantae, Streptophyta, Magnoliopsida, Fabales, Fabaceae. The record is from the annotation of a GenBank genome assembly.
AUGAAACUUGAAAUCUCCACUUACUUUUACUACACUUCAGGUGCAAUUACAUUAGGCAUUUUCCUCCAUUUGCCAACACUUCACCAAAACGCUAAGAAACGCAUUCAGGAUCUUCACAUGCCACUUCGAAUUCCUGAUUUGCCAAAGAAUUUUACAAUAGCUGAUUACCCAGAUGAAUUGGAUUCUGAGAGUGACGAAUUCAAGAUUAUGCUUGAAUCUAUAAAAACUAUGACAAAAAGUAUUGGAAUUUUUGUGAACUCUUUUGAUUAUAUUGAAGGAAAAGCGCUUGAAUCUUUAAAUAAAGGAUUGUUUGGUCCAAAUGGAACUACUCCUACAAUUUUCUCUAUUGGACCUCGAUUACAUCUUCUUAUGGUGGAGAUGUAA